Messenger RNA from Aspergillus nomiae NRRL 13137, 1218 nucleotides. RefSeq lists its product as uncharacterized. NCBI's taxonomy places the organism in Eukaryota, Fungi, Ascomycota, Eurotiomycetes, Eurotiales, Aspergillaceae. The transcript has a single exon. The record is from RefSeq and is a predicted model, not a curated record. The coding region runs from base 1 to 1218 and encodes 405 amino acids.
AUGUCUCCCCCAAGAAAUGCCCUUCUGCACGACUGGAAUCAAGCCAAGGUGAAGCCCGAGUUUAUGAAGGACGCAACCGUUGGUUUUGCGGACGUAGUGGAGCUUGCCCAGACACUGGUUAAGAACGCUGAAUUUCCCGACGCAUCAAAGUGGAAUGAAGCUCUUGGGGAUGGCAAUCCUUAUGCCUUUGUCGCCAUUUUGCUCUCCCAGUUACACGAUUUAAAAUCUCUUCGACUGGACUAUUCCUUUAUCUGGAAGCUGGGAUUUCCAGGGCUAAUGAUGAAACAUGCCCUUUUUUCCGCCCCAGAAGGCCUGCUAUCAAGAUUUACCCACCUUAGUAUAGUGGAUUAUGGCAGCAAUGUGCCCAUCGCUGAGGAGUUUGAUGGUCUAUAUAAUGAUUUUGAUACCACAGCCGGCUACCCUCUGUGUGACCCUGCUCAAUUUAUGGCAUGGUUUUACUUACCAGCCAUUCAAUCCUUAUCAAUCUGGCUACGGAGCUUUCAGGAUGUUAUUGCUGAUUAUAACAGCCAGCAGGCUAAUCUCGGCCAGCUGCAGACACUUGUUCUUGCUCGUACAACAAUUACAGAUGAUGAAGUACAAGACAUACUGGCCCAAAUGGCCUCUCUGAAAAUGCUCCAUUUGGGCCUAGCAUAUCGAUGGCAUGAUGAGAUAAUCCUGGAAGUUCCAGAUUUUAUCAUUGAAGGCCUGGAGUCUGUUAGUCAGACUGUGGAAACACUAUCCUUAGGGCUAGAGUAUUACCCAUACAACGAGGGAUAUUAUUCUUUUGACUGCCAAGAUGAAUACUCAAGAGAACAAUUCCAAGGAUUUUUACAGAAAUUUCCCCGUCUACGCUCUGCAGAGGUCCCGAUUACCCUCCUGGCAGGAAUGAAUACGGACAAUACUGUUAAUAUUGGGAGCUUCUUGCCGCCUACACUGGAAGAACUGUGUCUUCACUGGGACUGUGAAGAAGUGCUUCGGGGGUUGUCAGAAUCGGAGUUUUAUGACUGUGUGUGGCGUUUGCUGGAUGACCUGCAUUCACAUUCUCCUAACCUCAAGCGCAUCAUAAUCCGGCAGAUGGUGUGCUCUCCAGCUACAAGGGAGAAACGCACGAAAGAGCAUGCAAAGCUACAGGUAGCAUAUGCUCAGGCUGGAAUUGAGCUUCAGGCGGUCUUUGACUAUUUAUCUCCCGGCCUGUGGACACAAGACGGCUAUGUAUGA